AUGCCCCCACCACGGAGUGCAGCGUGGCCCCGGAGGAACUGGCCCCGGAGGUUCCUCCGGGGCCACUUGACCGAUGGCGAUGGCGAGUUACAUCAGGCAGCACGCGCCUGGGAGCCUUCGCACCCACGGUCUCUUGGCAAGGAAGAAGAUGGCCAUGGCUUCGAUGCCGGCCCCUCUGCUUCUAUUUCUUCGUCAGCAUCGGUUCGACCGGCUACGAGCCCCAUAAUCACCAUCGGUCUUUGCGUCCAUCGCUCCUGGCGUUCUGACGGAUCUAUUGCAUCGUUCUGCCUGUCCAAUGAGGACGAAGUGGCUCUGAAGUAUGCCGACUCUGUGGUCGACCUCGUGCCGGUUUUAAGGCGUCGAAUAUCGCCGCCCCUCCCUCCAGACGUGCCUCCCUGGCGUGUGGCGCCGUCUUUGGCUUCCGACUUUCCUCAUUCUCGCUCUCCAUCGCCUUUCGCUUCGGGUGCUACCGAGCCUUUAUUGGCGACCGGCGUGAUAUCGAGCGGUCCUCAUCGCCGUUGCCCUUUUCGCCGUUGCCUUCCUCGCUGUAUUCGUCACAAGAAUGGAAACCCUGUUACCGUUUUCCUUACCUUUCACACAACGGCCGCAACGCAACUUCACUACUCGUUCCCUCAACCUCGCUGCCGACAUCACAGCCACUUUCCGCGACUACAACGACGUGCUUGGUCACUAUCCCGUCCCCGACCUCAACCAAGGGCUGACAGCCAUGCCUUCUUUAAUUCAACGCUUGCCCGGACGAGUUACGAUCUAUACGGAGGGAUUUUGCAGCUGGCCCUCGCAGUUGGGAUAGAACAAGGGCUGAAAUAUUUGGAAGGUAACGAUAUCCCCUAUUUUGCGGACAUGGUGGACAGUAGCUUGUGCCUUGGAGUCCAGAACAUAGAUUUCGAAUUAUCGUCUACCUUUCUACCAUUGUCCCCGAUCGACAGGGCAUGGAUCCUGUACACGAAAGACCCACGAAACUUAACCCUAAUCAGCUGGUGGGCUAUGGAAGGCAUCGAUGUGUUGUACUAUCUUGCCUACCACCCGAAGUCGUCCUCCUCCCUGCGCAGCCGCAAUGCUGGUCUCUUCCCUGACGGCGUCCAGGGCUCGCCAGUAUUCUUCAACGCCACCUCCCUAUUCUUCCUAGACAAGCUCUAUGAUCAUAACGAAUCUCUCCUGCAGUCACUACGGAACGAAUCGUGCAAGAAUGCGGCGAAGCUGUACCGCAUGCAUGACCUACUGGUCAACAUUUCUGGACAGGCCAAGGCCCAGAUGGAGGACGCUCAGAGCCACCUGAGUCGUCGCUACUCCCCAUCUCUUCUCGAGGAACUCCAGGACCAGCGGCGGGCACGCCUCGCCUCUGCGCGCCAAAACGCCCACGUCGACCUCCUCAACAUGACAACACUCCUCCCUGCCGUCCUCCUCCCUGCCGCCGGCGCUCUGGAUGCCCACCAGGCUACUCAGAAAGCGUGCCAAAGCUUUCAAGAGUUUCACAAGCGACUGGGAGGACUGCUCGAGUGCUCUCAGAUGAAUGAUACGCGGCUCUGCGAUGGAUAG
Thyridium curvatum is the source of this 1557-nucleotide messenger RNA. RefSeq lists its product as uncharacterized. NCBI's taxonomy places the organism in Eukaryota, Fungi, Ascomycota, Sordariomycetes, Thyridiales, Thyridiaceae. Bases 1 to 1557 code for a protein of 518 amino acids. The transcript is spliced from 3 exons. The record is from RefSeq and is a predicted model, not a curated record.